AGAUAAACUCCUACUUCGAUUUCUAGAAAAUCUGUCAUCGUUAAUGGAUUUUCGGAAGCUAAUCGUGUUUAUUUGGUUAAUUGGUUCCAUUAUCAAAACGGUGUCGUCUCAAUCCGCUUCAACUCACUGCCCUCUCGAAUUCAAAAACCUAACAACCUCACAAACUUGCGAAGAAGGAACGUGGGAUGAUUUUUUACGAGAUAAAUGCUGCAAAUCGCCAUUUAACUCCUACCUCGAUGCACUCGCUAUACGUGCAAAUGAAACAGGAAAAAUCUACCUAAAUUCAACUGAACAGACGAGUUGCUUGAAGAAGAUGAAGGAAAACGUAACGACAGAUGUGUUUACCUGUGGAAUCGAUAAGCUUACUGCCGGAAUCAAUGGCUGUGCGGCGUUUUCCGUUGACGAUGUGUCUAAUCGGCUUCGUGAUGAGGUUUUGGGUUUAUCGAAAGGUUGUGGGUCGAUUUUUGGUGUUGGGGGUUAUUGGAAUCAGUCGUGUGGAGAGUGUGUGAAGAGUUGGGAAGACAUUAAAGGGGUGAUUUCGGGAGAUAGUGACGAUGAUUUGUGCAGGUUUGCGGUGUUGACUACGUUGACCGGGAGUCGGAUUGAUGACUUGAUUUGGAAGGAAAACGUCUACAAAUGCCUUGGGGGACAAGUUAUUAGUAAUGAUAUUAACCAAAACAAAGGAAGAAAGAAGAACUCAACAGAUUCUACAAUAAUCGGAUUGUUGUCGGGGAUUUCAGCUUUAGUGGUUAUUUGUGUAUAUAUUAUGGCAAGAAGAUGGCAUUCAAUACAUGCAGGAGCAAAAGACGAUGGCAUGAAGCGUGAUUUACCAAAAAAGUCUCGAUAUCUUAAAGUUCCGAUUAAGGAGAUUCUUUAUGCUACAAACAACUUGGACCAAUCAAAUUAUAUUGGUGAAGGAACAGCAGGCAAGGUAUAUAGGGGUAUACUGUCAAAUAAACAACAUGUUGCAGUCAAGCAUAUCAUCGAUGAUGGAUUUAUGGAAACUUUUCUAAGAGAAGUUAGAAAUCUUGCACUUGUUAGACAUCCGAAUCUUGUGGCGUUGCUAGGGUAUUGUGACAACGAAGAUGAAUGCUUCCUUAUUUACGAACUAUGUACAAAUGGGAAUCUCUCCGAGUGGCUUUUUGGAAAAAACAAAGUACUUUCAUGGAUUCAAAGACUUGAAAUUGCUAUAGAUUGUGCUCGAGGACUUUGGUUUCUCCACACAUAUUCAGAAGGUUGCAUUGUUCAUCGUGACAUUAAGCCGACAAAUAUACUCCUAGGCCCAAACUAUGAGGCCAAGCUUUCUGAUUUUGGGUUGUCCAAGGUUAUUGCCAUUGGGAAAACAUAUGCGAGUUCAGAGGUCAGAGGAACAUUCGGUUAUGUUGAUCCAGAGUACCAAACUGACUCUCAAGUAAAUUCAGCGGGUGAUGUCUAUAGUUUUGGAAUCGUGCUUUUACAAAUUCUUUCAGGAAGAAGAGUUAUAAACAUGAACGCAAGUAAACCAAUGCCAUUGGAGAAGAUGGCAAAGUCACUUACAAAAGGUGGAAGCAUAGUAGGAUUUGCUGACCCAAAGCUUGACGGGAAAUACUCUGCAGAGGCAUUUGAACUUACGUUUCAGCUAGCUUUGUCAUGUACAGGACACAAAAAAGAACGACCAUCCAUGGGACAAGUGGUUGAGAGAUUGGAGGAGACACAUGAGAUAUCAAUUAGUGUCGUGGAUUUAAACCUUCAUAAGACGUAA
Messenger RNA from Lactuca virosa, 1741 nucleotides. Lineage: Eukaryota; Viridiplantae; Streptophyta; Magnoliopsida; Asterales; Asteraceae. The record is from the annotation of a GenBank genome assembly.